Camelus dromedarius (Arabian camel) is the source of this 5724-nucleotide messenger RNA. It is a transcript of the gene MACC1, whose product is annotated as MET transcriptional regulator MACC1. Gene Ontology annotation, cellular component: cytoplasm. The coding region runs from base 234 to 2723 and encodes 829 amino acids. NCBI's taxonomy places the organism in Eukaryota, Metazoa, Chordata, Mammalia, Artiodactyla, Camelidae. The transcript is spliced from 5 exons. The record is from RefSeq and is a predicted model, not a curated record.
GUCCCAGGUGGCUCAGUAAGCAACUGUUCAGGCACCACAUACAGAGCAAGGCACGUUUGCAGAGAGUCUUCAGUUUUGGUAGAAUGAUUUCUAUUCACUCUACUAAAUAAUGUUCCUGAACUGAAGAAGAUGGGGUUCCUUUCCACAACUGUGGAAUAAUGUUCACCAGUGAAAAAGCCCAUUUUGGGGCACCAAGAAUUUCAUGAAGUAGAUCUGAAGGAAAUUUGUUUGACAUGGAAGUCCAAAAAUCCUCAAAAAAUUGCACUAUUACAGAACAAGAACUUCCAGACCCAAGUUUGCCUCUCAAUUGGCCAGAUGAUGUCACAUUUCAUGGGAAUAUUGCUUCCAAUGCUAUGAAUCCAUUCUGGAAUGAACUGUCUGCUUCUAACCCAUUUUUGGAUGAUAUAACUCGGCUAAGAAAUCACCACAAGAGAGAAAAUAUUUCCAUCUUGAAGGAAGAUCCUUUUCUUUUUCUUAGAGAAAUAGAAACUAGAAAUUCUUUUGAUUCCUCCGGUGAUGAACUUGAUGUGCAUCAAUUGCUUAGGCAGUCUUCCUCAAGGAAGUCUGGAAGAUCUAAAAGUGUCUCCGAACUUUUGGACAUUUUAGAUGACACAACACAUGCUCAUCAGAAUAUACAUAACUCUGACCCGAUCCUAGAACAAGACUUAGAAUGGCUUCAAAAUGAUCGAGAGGCUUAUAAAAUGGCUUGGUUAAGUCAACGCCAGCUGGCCCGCUCCUGCCUGGAUUUGAAUACAAUCAAUCAGAGUCCUGGAUGGGCCCAAACACAAGUUGCAGAGACCACAAUAGUUUGCAAAUUAAACCACCAAGGAGGGUCAGUUCAAUUACCAGAAUCAGAUAUCACUGUUCAUGUGCCCCAAGGCCAUGUAGCUGUGGGAGAAUUCCAAGAGCUGUCUCUAAGGGCUUUUCUAGAUCCUCCACAAAUGCUUAAUCAUAAUCUUUCAUGCACUAUAAGCCCGCUGUUGGAAAUCAUGUUAGGUAACCUUAACACAAUGGAAGCCAUUUCACUAGAAAUGAAAAUUGGGGCUGAAGUGAAAAAGGAUCCUUUCAGCCAAGUCAUGACAGAAAUAGUGUGUUUACAUAGCCUGAGUAAAGAAGGCCCUUUCAAAGUAUUGAACAACUGCUACAUUUAUAAAGACACCAUCCAAGUCAAACUAGUAGACUUGAGUCAGAGGAUGUAUCUCGUUGUUGCUGCACUAGCUAAAGGUACUCAGUCACCAGCUGCCACCAUUUGGGAUUAUAUCCACAAAACCACCUCAAUUGGAAUUUAUGGGCCCAGAUAUAUCCAUCCCAGUUUCACGGCUAUUUUCACAGUUUGUGGACACAGUUAUAUGCCAGGAAAGCUUACAAUCUCUGAUAUUAAGAAGGGUGGAAAAAAUAUGUCUCCAGUUGUGUUUCAGCUGUGGGGAAAGCAUUCUUUCUUACUUGAAAAGCCACAAGAUUUAAGUAUUUCUGUCUUUUCUUGUGAUCCUGAUUUUGAAGUAAAGGUGGAAGGAAAAAGGAAAGAAAUUAAACAAAAGCAGUUGCAAUCAGGUCAAAUAGUUCAUCAACAAUUUUUAUUUUCUUUAGUUGACUCCAGAGAAAUGCACUUGUUUGUUUUCUGUGUUCAGGUGGAGCCUCCCAAUGGUGGAUUACUUACACAGUUCUUUAUCACUACACCUGAUCCAGCCCCAAACCUAAAAAGGCUCUCAAAUCUGCCAAGUGAUUUGCAGAAGGAGAAAGAAAUCAAGUCUGCUCCUUUAUUACCAAGUGUGCAUGUUAAAUAUCCCAAAUUUCAAGACACACAAUUGAACUUUACCAACUAUGGGGUAACCCUAAAGACAGUGCUAAGGAAAACCAAAAUUGACUACUUACUCGAAUAUUUCAAAGGUGACACAGUAGCUCUUCUUGGAGAAGGUAAGGUAAAAGCCAUUGGGCAGUCCAAGGUGAAAGAAUGGUAUAUAGGAGUGCUGAGAGGUAAGAUUGGACUUAUACAUUGCAGAAAUAUCAAGAUGAUUGCAAAGGAACAAGUAAUGUCUCUGUCAGAUAGUGUCUUCACAACCAGGAAUCUUCUUGAACAAAUUGCCCUGCCCUUUAAAACGCUGACUUAUAUCUAUUCAGUUGUAUUGACCUUGGUGUCAGAAGAAGUUUAUGAUUGGAAAGUUUUAGCUAAUGUCCUGGGUUAUUCACAUCUGAUGCUGGAAGACUUUGAUCAAAUACAAGCAGACAAAGAAUCAGAAAAAGUUUCUUAUGUUGUAAAGAAGUUAAAGGAAGAUUGUCAUGCAGAUAGAAAUACCAGGAAGUUUCUUUAUGAACUUAUUGUGGCUUUGCUGAAGAUUGAUUGCCAAGGGUUAGUAGCGCGUCUCAUCCAAGAGGCUGCUAUUUUGACUUCAGCUGUCAAGCUUGGAAAAAGCUGGAGGGAACUAGCUGAAAAGUUAGUACAACUCACAAAGCGACAAAUGGAGGUGUAUGAAAUUCCUCACAGAGGAAAAGCUGGAGAUGUUGCUGUAGAAAUGAUGUGGAAACCUGCUUAUGAUUUUCUCUAUACUUGGAGUGCUCACUAUGGAAAUAGCUACAGAGAUGUGUUACAAGACCUUCAAUCAGCUUUGGACAGAAUGAAAAACCCUGUGACCAAACAAUGGCGAGACCUAACUGGAGCUUUAAUCCUAGUAAAUUCUUUAGAGGUUUUGAGAGCAACUGCAUUCUCGACUUCUGAGGAAGUAUAGAAGUGAAGGGUAUGUUUUUUGGAGGAGGAAGUAGGGGGAGAAUGGGGGGUGUGUGUGUGUGUAUGAAAGAGAAAGAAUCUCAUAGAAGUAUUACUAAUUUUUUGCUUGGUAAAGUGUGCUUUUCUGGUGAAAGCACAGCCUAACAAAGUCCAAGGAUGGGUUUUAUAAUCUAAUAUGUAUUUUUGUGUAUGUUUCAAAUGCAAACAUUAAGCUGCUUUGUUAUUGAGAAAGGAAAGAAAAACCUUCCCUCCCUUUCAAACUGCUUUAAAUUUCUUUUAGUUAAAGCAAAUGACUGCUAACAUCACACAGAUACCCAGAUAAACUAGAGUUUCUCAAUAUUAACACUGGAAUUUUACCAGGAGACAAGUAGGGAGAGAGGCGAAGCAAACACAUACUCUGUGGCCAGGCACAGGCCUGAAGGCUUUCUAUACCUGAUCCUUUUUAUUUCUCAGUGGUAUGUGCUAGCAUUAUUCCCAUUUUUCAUGUGAAGAAACUAAGGACUAGAGAGGAUGCUCAGGCCUAUGCAGACAGCGUGAAAGAGGUUUUCUGUGUGCAAAACCUGGUUUUAUUUUUUUAAAAAAACAUAGUACAUAGGAAUAUAGUAAAAAAAAAUUUAAAUGUGUAUUAAAAGUUAUAGGAAAAUGGCAGCUAUUUCAUUUUAAUUAAAGCUUAACUGCCUUUGAAAGACUGCCAGAAAGAAACAUGACUUAUCAGAAAUCUGUUGUCUGCAUCCAUAGACUGGAGUUUUCACCACCUUCCUCCAGCAUCUUGGGACCCAGUUAAUCCUGUCUAACUUAGACGUUUUCUUCAGGAUCAUAGUUUUUUAGUUUGCCAAGAUUUUUAAUAACAAAAGUUAUUUUUUAGAAAACCUGCUUCAUUACUGUUAAGUACAGCAGUCUUAACCACCCAACUGAUGUUGGUGUGUGCAUGUUCAUGUGCUCAUGUAAAGACACGUGUCUGUGUUUGUGUGUGUGCACCAGGGAGUUUUAUAAAGCUCUCAGGAAACAAAGAUUAUAUAGGAAUCUAGGUCGGUAUAAAGGCUACUGCUAGAGAGUUCAUAAAGAGAUGGUCUGUGCUGACUCAUAUGUUCAGUCCUCUGGCGCCUCCAGUGUUUAUGUGUUUCAGACAGUCAUUCAUUUAUUGUCGUUCAAUUGACAGGUAGUGUGUGUACCUACUCUGUGGCAGACACCUAGAUGCUUGAGGUUAAUAAUGGGAAGAAAACAACAUGAUCCUUGACUUCAGUACUGCUGAAGUGAUAGAGAUAACAAUAAAAAAAUUAUACAGUUUAAUCUAAAGUGGCAUCUGCAACACCAGCUGCAUGGAAAGGCUGGGAUGCCAAGAGAUAGAGAUAUAGGGGGGAGGGAGGGGACGUCAUAUGGAUUGGGGGAUCAGGUAAGUUUUCCCUGGGAAAGAAAUGAUGAGCCUAGAAGAGGAUCAGAUAUUGUUUCUGGUCUGGGAGGAUGGAAGAGACAGUUCCUCAAUGCACUGAAGCCCUCAGGCAGGAGUGGAGCCCAGGAGCUGUGGGGAGCCAGGGAGAAGGGCCUGAAAGGAUGAAGGAGUGAAGGAAGGAAAGACACGCCCUCAAAGGUAAUGUGGAUGAGCUGAAUAAGGAUUUUAUUUAGGCAUCCUGAAUAAAACAUGUCCAUUUGGCUAAAAAGUAAAAGCAGAAUCUUUUUAGAGCUUUUAAUACACCUACUCUGGGGUAUUUGGUAUGCUGGCAAAGGUAAUUUGAAUUAGGGUUUGAGAUUUUUAAGGCUUUUAAUAUUUAUAUUUGAUGAUACGAGAACAUAGCUGGCCCAAGGAGUUAUGUACACACAUUCAAGGACAGAAUUUAUUUUAGUUGAAAAUAAAUUCAGGGAGAAGAAAAAAAACGAUUUGUAAGUUCAGAAUACAGUCGUUUUUAGUGAUGAUUUUGCUUCCUUUAGAACAUUCUUGGAAUCUUAUUAGCAUGUCAGCAAACCAGAGAAUUUCGGGAAGGGAUAAUAAGGAAUUAAUAACUGGGUUUUUCCAGGCUCUAAGAUCUGAGACUACAGAGAUUUUGUUAGCUGAUUAGAGUAGUAAGAUUAAAUAAAUCACUCGGGUUUAUCACAUCAUGUGUUGUGAUUGUGGUUGGGAAGUUUAAGAAGAGUUCAAAAAAUGAACAGGAUGAUCUCUAUAAUUUAAGGAUGAAGCAAUGAUUUCAAUAUUAAUUCACACAAAGAUAUUUUAUAAUCUUGUAACAAGUGCUUUCAGAGGAACUUUAAACCCAUGUCCAAACAUUCUGUUCUUACAAAUAUAUUCUAAUAUUUUUAUAAAUCAUUUUUACUUUUCUGAAUUUUAUGUUUUUCUUCCUAUAAUGGGUUUCAUAAUCAGAAAAGAUUAAACUCAGUAGUCACGAAUUGGCUUUACAUUUGGCAGCAAAUCAAGGGAAUUAAUAAGGCACUUAAAUCCCAUCCUUGACAUCAUUAAAAGCAUCAAAAGCCAUUAAUCUCAAACGUCUUUAAACAUUUCGAAACUGGAAAAAGCAUAGACAGUUCUUUCAGUUCCUCAGGCUUUUCCCCUAAAGAUGUAUUGGGAUGAGAUUUUUGUUCAGUGCUCAGCUUGCAUUGUAACAAUUUUCUAUGUAAGCCACAGAUCCUCUACUUCCUCCUGUUAAAUCCUUAAUAUGAAGGCCAAUUAAGGCCAUGCAAGCAAUAGUGAGUCAUUAAUUGUUCAUACCAAUCAUGAAUGCAGUGCACUUUCAUGUCCUGUAAUGUAGAAAGUACCAAAAGAAGUUUUGAACUUAGGGAUGACUUGGUUUCUGAAAGGAGCAGAGUGCACUGCAAUAAUGGAUAGUGUUGGUCUAAGAAUUUUUGCUGCUACUAAACAGCUUUGAGUAUAUGAUAUGAAAAUACAAUAAAAAAAUUCAAAAUCAUACAAUGCUGUACAUAAUUGGAAGUUUCAAACUUUAAUUUUCAUACUGUGCUACAGUAAAUUAUAUUUUCUGUAAAUUUUUAAUUUGUAAGGAAUACUUGAGACAAUA